Vespula vulgaris is the source of this 10233-nucleotide messenger RNA. It is a transcript of the gene UbcE2H, whose product is annotated as ubiquitin-conjugating enzyme E2 H. The transcript has 6 exons. Bases 1766 to 2308 code for a protein of 180 amino acids. Gene Ontology annotation, biological process: protein polyubiquitination; ubiquitin-dependent protein catabolic process. Gene Ontology annotation, molecular function: ubiquitin conjugating enzyme activity. The record is from RefSeq and is a predicted model, not a curated record. Gene Ontology annotation, cellular component: nucleus. NCBI's taxonomy places the organism in Eukaryota, Metazoa, Arthropoda, Insecta, Hymenoptera, Vespidae.
UUGCGUGUAUAGAACGAAAAAAAAAAGAAUAUCGUACAAAAAUAUAUAGGAAAACGGAUAAAAUCAUUCGCGAUGGAAUGAAGUGUACGAAAUUUCGAGAAUCUAGCCAACUUCGAUAUAACGUAGCACGUUGAACGUGAUCUACGAGAAGCUUGAAAAGCCCGCCUCUGUAGGAACAAGAUGGCGACUCGAACGGUUGAGUGCCAUCUGGUGGGAAUUAGGUGAAGCGCGUAUAGGUCGUGGUAGAGCGAGAGAGAGGAAGAGAGGAAUAGCGUGGAGGGGGUAAGAAGGAGAGUCCAGUACGUCGAGGAGAGAGCAGUAUCGCAGAUGCAGUGAAGUCGUCCGUGGGUUGACAGGUUGUGCGUGGUGGGUGUGAAGGAGUGUUAAAGAAAGAGAGAGAGAGAGAAAGAGAGAGGGGAGAAAGAGAAAGAGAAAGAGAAAGAGACAGACAGAGUGAGAAGAACAAGCCGGUGGUGUACCGAGAGAGGCGGAGGGCGAACGAGUGAGCGCGAGAGAAAAAAAAAACAGAGGAAAGGGAUAUCGUUUUGUUGUCGUUCGUCGAAGAGACGCAUUCGUGCGACUUGGAGUCGUGCUUUGCUCGUGCUUCGUAGCCGAGAACGAAAUGAUUCUUUGAAGCUUACAGAGGAGUCCUCUCUCGAUCGGUUUAGGAGUGUGCGACUAACAAAGAGAAGAUAUACGACACGUCGAGUAAUUUCGGUCUAUUUAUCGUUCGGUCGGUCGAUCGGUCGGUCGGUCGGACGGUCGGUCGGACGGACGGACGGACGGUCGGUCGGACGAACGAACGAACGAACGAACGAACGAACGAACGAACGAACGGACGAACGAACGAACGGACGGACGGACGGACGGACGGACGAACGGAGGGAUAGACGGACGGAGGGACGGAGGGACGGACGAACGAAAGAACGGACGGACGGACGGACGGACGGACGAUCGGACGUUAGUUCGUUCGGUUUGACGUUCGGAGGAUCAGUCUAUUUUGUUAACGUCGCGCCGCGUCGUUUACUUGAAUCACCGACAAGGGAUUAUUUUUUCCCGUAAGAAGAACUCGGAUUGGCCGUCGUCGGGUUUACGACGUCGUCGUCUGGCAGUGUAUCUCGCGCGUCGUUGUUUAUUCGAGCGUUUCUCUAUCGCGUUGGCAGAUCGGCGAUAGUAAAAACGAAAGCCAAAACGGCGACGACGACAAAGACAAAGACAAAGACAAAGACAAAGACGUCGUACGGUGAUUAUUGGGUGCGCGUGUCUUUGUUUUUCUUUCUCGGUGCUCGAUAUUCAGCAGCGUUGUUGGUGCGACGGACAGAGUGCGGCGCGUUACCGUGAAAAGGAGACGACGACGACGACGACGAGGAGGUGGAGGAGGAAGGAGGAGGAGGAGGAGAAGAAGAAAAAGAAAAGAAGAGGAGUCGGUUGCGGCGUUGGAGGAAGAAGAAGAGGAGGAGGAGGAGGAGGAGUCGGUGGUGGUGGUGGCGGUGGUGGAGGAGGAGGAGGAGGAGGAGGAGCGUUUACCCGUGAGUUCACGAAGCCGUGCGCGCUGGAUACGUAGCGGACUCUCGUGGAGGACCUUCGUGCGUGGAGCUACGAUCGGGUGGCACAGCUGAUCCAAGGACUCGGGUACGAAGGGCUCUUACUUGCCAAUAACAGCCGACAAAUAUGUCGUCCCCCAGCGCUGGAAAACGACGUAUGGACACGGACGUUAUCAAACUAAUAGAAAGCAAACAUGAGGUGACGAUCCUCGGAGGACUCAAUGAAUUUUCUGUCAAAUUCUACGGACCACGAGGGAUGCGUAUCUUUCAUCGGCGAAAACGGAAAUCACGAUGCUCCAACGUGGGAACGAGAAUCAAGGAACGUUAUCGCACCUUACGAGGGUGGAAUAUGGAAGGUGAGGGUUCACUUGCCCGAACAUUAUCCCUUUAAAUCUCCUUCGAUCGGGUUUAUGAACAAGGUCUACCACCCUAACAUUGACGAAGUUUCAGGCACCGUAUGCCUGGAUGUUAUAAACCAGGCUUGGACUGCCCUCUAUGACUUGUCAAAUAUUUUCGAAUCCUUCCUGCCUCAGCUAUUAACAUAUCCCAAUCCCAUCGAUCCUCUAAACGGUGAUGCAGCUGCUAUGUAUCUUCACAAACCAGAGGAAUACAAGAAGAAGGUAGCAGAUUACGUGAGGAAAUAUGCAACGGAAGAGGCAUUGAGGGACCAGGAGAAUGGCGGAACCGGAAACGGGAUGUCGUCCGAUAGCGAGUCAUCGAUGAGCGAUUUCAGCGAAGACGAGGCGCAGGACAUGGAGUUGUAACCAAAUAUUCUAUCAUCCAUACCCAUAUCCUUAAUCUCGAUUCCCUGUAAAACUCCGAUCGUUUGCCCUACCAAAUAGAAUGCUUAUAUUCCAAAAAGCUCCGGAAGAGAGCUUAACUUUCGGUUUUGGCCGCACGACGUUCUCGUCGCACGUAUCUCAGGUCGCGAUGGCCGACGACUCACGUUCUCCCUCCGACCAUCGUUCUCUCAUAGUCAUGUCCGAUAUACGAAGAUUUUAUUAUCUUACGGAAGAAUGUUAAAGGGAUAAAUAUGUCCCCCUACCCCCCCUGCAUACUCCAUUUUCUCUCUUUGUUUUCUCGUUUAUUAGAGACGCCUUUAUUAAUUACGUUGAUCUUGCUUUUUCAAAAAAAAAAACGAGACAACGGAUAAAACGAAUUGUACGAUAAAUUUUAUUAAUCAAUUAUUAUGUUACGUGUCAGUUAUAUAUUGAAGGAGAAGGAGAGAAAGAGAGAUAGAUAGAUAGAUAUGAAGCAGGGAGAAGCACUGGAAUUUACGGGUUUUCUACCGAUCGCGAUAGAUAUCCGCGAGAUAAGAUUACCGAAUCUGCGCGAAAUCGAUUUUUCUGUUUUUCUUUUUCUUUUUUUUUUAAACGUUUCUCCUUUUCUUUACCCCCUUUCUUUCCUUUCCUGUUCUUUUUUCCUUCUGUUUUUCUUUUUCUUUUCUUUUCUUUUUUUUUUUUUGUUAAUAUGUCAGAUUUUCGAAAUCGUGUACGAGAGAGAUGGUUUUAUUCCUUUGUCCACGUUGAACGUUUUCUCUCGUCCUUUGUUCGUCCUUUCUUCUUCUUCCAAUUUGCAUAUCCUCGUGUCUUCGCGCGCUGGUAAUUAUUGUAUAAUCAUUAUUAUAGAUGGGCGUUUGACGUCUUCUUUCUUUCUUUUUUCUUCUUUCUUUUCUUUUUUCUUCUCUUUUCUUUUCUUUUCUUUUUUUUUACACACACACACACACACACACACACACAUAUAUAUAUAUAAAAAAAAAAAAAAAAAGAAAAAGGGUUCGAGUCUGAUUUUUUUUCCGAGCACAAGUCGAGAUUUUUUCGAGGUAUAUAGAUGUAUUAAUAUAAUCAAGUGGGAAAACGUGCCAUGAGAAAUUAUCGAGAGAAAUUGUAAGGGCCAGUUGACAACGAAUCGGUACAAUCGCAACGUCGACAUUGAUUUCAAUUUAUUGCUGAUUAUUAACGUCCCUUCAGUCUGCGGGACUUGAAACGUAUUAUGUUGUUUUCUAUAAAUUAGGACGAGUUAAAUACUUGUUUAAAGUUGAUUUUUGUAGUAAAUGUCGCGAGAGAAAUUUUUUUUUAAAUCAUGUUUCUUUCUUUUUUUUUUUUUUUUUUUUAAAUAUUCCUCCCGAGGAUCCGUUCAUUCUGCCAUGUCGUCCUUUUUUUUUCUGUUUGUUUGAUUUGACAUGGUCCGUGGUAAAACGACUAAUUACGAGAGCUGUGCACAUUUUUCUUUAUCAUUCUGAGAGAUAUCUUUUUCUUUUUAUUUUCUAUUAUUUAAUCUUCUUUUUUAUCGCAUAGAAUACAUAUGUAAGGUGGAAAAUGGGUACUAGUCCCGUCUUCCUUUUUCCUGCCAUCAAGCCAUCCCUGUACGUUUUCCUCGCAGGAAGUAACAACGAGUGAAGGGCUCUAUCGCGGACGACAAAGAAACGUUGAAGUCACGAUAUACAAAAGGUGCCUCAAUCGUAAUUCGAACGACGAAAUAAUACAGUCAAUGUGAUGAAAAUUCAUGCGAUCGACCACUGUGAAGAAGCAACAAAACUGAACUGAAAACCCGUGAUUGUUCGAGGUCUCAUCGGCAUAUUGCAUCUUCGAAUAAUAAGAUGUCAGAUGUGUUUUCGGAUGUUCCAUGAAAUUUAGAAAAAAGUUCAAACGAUCUUGUCGGGAGAUUCGACGGUAUUCACUGAGAAAAAUAUUUCGAGAUAUAGUUUACGAGAAGGAUGGGGGAGGGGAGGGUGUGGUGGGAGUGUUGGAUGGGAUGGGGGAAAGGGGAAAGUAGGUAAAGCAAUCGAUAAACUGUGAUCUGCUAAUUUCUGUAUCGAAUCAUUAUAAAAAAUUAAACAUCUAUCAAGUCUGUAAUAUUCGCUAUCGUGCAUAACUGUUAAGAUGCAUUUCAUUAAGGCAGAUGGUUGUUUUUUUUUCUUUUUUCUUUUUUUUUUUUUGUCGCGAAUUAUAAAAAUAUGUAUAACAUCUACGUCCAAGCCAUUUUCGGAUAAACAGGAUAUUAAAUCAAAUUACGCGAGUCUCUUUUGCAUAGAAGAAAAAUAUUUAUAUUUUUUCAGAAUAAACAAAUCCCGAAGCACAUUUCUAAAAUUUUCAAAGAUCGCUCGAAGGUGUAGGCCCUUUGAUGUUUUUGCAUAGUCGUUAUAUAUUUUUUAUCAAUCGAAUGCUUUUAGUAUUUGAGAGUCCUUGGUAAUGUUGAGAAACCUCAGGGAUGUUAUGUUCAGUAUCUCAAAGAUUUUUCGUGGUAAGAAUUGAAAACUCGGGCAAGAUGUUACCGAAGGGAAAAGAAUAUAUAUUAUGUGAGGUAUAAAAAUAGUCAAUUUUUUCUAAUUGGUAACAAAAAAUUUGGAAAAAAGGAAAAUGAAUAAUAUAGGAUAUUAAUGCCAAAAACAGCAGAUUCGUUGGAAACCGAAUAUGUACAAAUUAUGGUGCACAAUAAUCGUUGACGGAUAAUAGUAUUUUGUUCGAAACUGAUCUCUCCUCUUUGUUUAAUUCAAGUUCAAUAAAAACGAUUAACUUUAUACGAGAGACACGUAUAGCCAUGGUAUUUUAGUGCCUUUCGUGGGCAGAGAAAUGUGCCUUAUUCUAUGGGUCUCAUGAAAGAAUUGCUUACAAAAACUAGUAAGAACGAGAUAAGUGUUCUGUGUUAAUUGAUUCUGUUAUUUUACAUUUUUUACGUUAUUUAAAUUGCUUGCUAAAUUGUAGUGUGAUAUAUCUUUAUUGGCAGAUUAUGAAUUAGUCGUACGCGAUAUGAAAAUUUCUAACAUUAUAAUAGAGGUUUUAUAUUGAUUCUAUUCAAUGUGCUAAUUAAAAAUCGAUAAUGAAAAUAAGAAAUUGUAUUUAUGCUCGGACCAACUUCUUGAAGUUCGUUAUGAAAGCUUAUAUAAAAGGGAGAGAGAGCUAUUAUUAAAAGAAUGAAAAUUUAAUUGAAAUUCUAUCGUGUUUAUUUUCGAAAUAUAUAAAAACGCGUAGAUUCAUUUUAUUUUUUAAUUUUUAUCACACAAAAAUGUUAUAAUAAAUUUAGAGUAAUAUUAUUAUAUUAUAUUGCUUCUCUCAUAUGUCAGUGCAUCCAUCGAAGUGGAUCCUUGAUUUUAUUUAUGAGCGCAUAACCUUUUGUUAAUAUGUAAUUGAUUCAAAAGAAACAAUUGGAAAAAAUUAUUUUAUACAUCGAUCGAGAAAUAAAAUUUUGGUAAAAUUUCUUACAUUCACGUUAACAUGUAAAUUCCAUAUACAUAUGUAUGUCGUAUAUUUUUCAUCAACGAGGAUUGCGCUCAUAUUUUAUGCGUUAUAUUUUGCCUUUCGUAUAAGGAAGAACAAAUGGAUAUUACUCGACCUUAUUAUAAAAUAAUUAUUUAAGACCUUCGUGAGUAUGGAAUCAUUCUCGGUGAUUUAUUUUCACGGUGACGCGAACGGCAAUGUGUAAUUCGUUAUUCUGAAAUGUCGAUUAUUAAGAAAUUAAGUAGACGAAUAUGGCUCUAUACUUUUUGAAGUAUCAUAUAAAAUAGAUUUCUUUUAUUUUUUAUUAUUAUGAUUACUAUUAUUAUUAUUUUUUUUUUUUGUUAUUCUAAAUUAUAUACCGUCUUAUUUUUCCUGUUAUUUCUAUUGCAUUUUGUCAUUGUACGUUGAUAUAUGUUACAAAAUUGGAUAAAAACCAUAUGCGUUAUUAGGAAGAUUUGCUGCAUUUGUCGUCUUUGCACCUGUAUCCAUCCUAAAUGUAAAUUUGGCGAAAAGCAAAGAAAAUAUUAUACAUCGGGAAAUAUGUUGUUGAAAUGGCAAGAGAGAGAAAGUUGUGAGAGACGAUUAUAACAAUGUGUAUUAGAAUGUACAUUAUAGUUUCUGUCGUAUCAUUUCUAAUGUUGAAUGUUUUCUUUGUGCGUUAUAUCGAUACAUAGUUGCUUUUAUACGUCACUUUAUUUUGACUUUCUCAAGGUGUCAAUUGAUUUUGUAUUUUCGAGAUAUUUCAUUGAAAACGAGAAAGGAAACACAUUACAGAGAAUUUGCGUCUAUUCUGCAGGUCGAAGUGAUCGAGGUGAAGUCACGUUUUAAGAUCUCAUAUUAUCAUUAUACAUGUAUCAUAGAAUUAACUAGAUAUGUAUAGUAGUUAUCAUAUUCGCAUGACUCUACUGAAAAUAUGUAGUUUUACUAACGAAUGUUCAUUUAAGUAAACGAAUAGUUUUAAUAAUCAUUUUUUAUUUUUUUUGCAAAUGUUGUUUGUUUUUCCUUCUGUUUAAACGCUUUAUUUCUUUGGCAUUCGUCAUUUUACGAUUUAAGUUUCUUUCCUAGCCAGUUGCUGAUUAUCGUUAUCGUACGUUUGCAUUAAAGAAAGUGUCUCAGUGCACACCGUCUGGUUAUAACGCCAAAUUAAAAAUCUUUCAUACGUCAUUUUUUCAAUCCAAACGAAUACACUGGAAUUGUUGACAUUUUUUCACAAAUAUUGAACAUCGCAUCGAUAAUACUUCCAAAUCAAACCUACUACAUUUGUCAACUAUGAAACCCUUACAAGAGACGAGUGUAUAUUAGAUCAUAGCCUAUUUUGUGCCUAAAACGAGAUUAUUUGAACUUUGAAAAUGGGCGACAAUAUAACGAAAAAAAAAAAAGUGAGAGAGAGAAGAAAUCCGUUGUAUUUUAUUCCUUAUAAAUGUCGACUUGUGCAAAAUUCACAGAUGUCGAAGAUUAGAGAAUAUGAUAAAGAUAACUUUCUAAAAUCGACAAAUAUACAUAUGUAGCGAGCUUCGGAUAAGGCAUUUCAAGAAUAUUAUUACGUUCGUAGCCAUAAUCUUACCCCUAUCGUUCUUAAUAUUAGAACAAUAUCGUUUCUAUAAUUAGGAUAGAAGAGAUUGCAGUAGCAGAUAGAUAUCUAUUGAAAAAAGAUCAUCAUUUUGAUUUGUCAAAUCGUUUGUAUAACAUCUCGUUGCUUAUUAUCGACAUAUCUCUAUCGGCGUUUAAAUGGAUAUUAUUUCAAAAUUUCAGAAUAGAUAUGUAUCUCUCAUCUUUACAGACCAAUAGGUACACGAUUAUUUCUUUUUUGAAGCGACUAUUAACUAUCUUACGAUAAUCCCGAUUUCCGAUUUUUUUUUCCGGAAAAUAAGAAAUACUUUUCCUAUAGAUUGAGGCAUUUCGAUUGGGAAAAGAAAACAGCAAUAUUUUUGCUACGUGUUUUUAGUAUUAUGUCAUCGAUGUUAUCUAAUACGUUAUCAAUGGUAUAAAUUGUCACACAUACAUACAUAUAUAUAUAUAACCGCAGUAACGGUUGAUUUGAAUUUUAAAUGUGCGAUAUUGCAAAUAUGAUCGAGAUAUGAUUGAAACUAGUUCUAUACAAUUAUCCAAUGGAAACGAUGCCGCCCCCGUCCCCCUACCUUACCUCUGUACCCCUACAUUCCCCCACCUCUCCACUCAAUAUUACGUUUUAAUCUUUAAGUAAUCCUUACCUUCCUUAUGUUAAUUGGCUUUUUCUUACCUUAUACAGAAUUGUGCUGAUAUAUCUGAUCUAAUGGUACGUAGAGAGAUCUUACCAUCGUAUUAUAUCAGCCUAAAUGACUAGAGAUAUAAAUGAUUAAUAAUUAAAUCAGAAAAAUAAGAAACACUGUAUGUAAAAAAAUCGUGAUGGAUGUCGAGAUAUGGACUUUGUAUAUUUAUCUCAAUUAAAUCGAAGUUAUGCUAAACGUUAGAUAUCUAUUCUGUAUAAAGAAUAGAAUUGGCAUCCAUUGCGACACGGAAUAUUUUUUCUUUUUUUCUUUUUAUUUUUUUCUCUUUGCUCUCCUCAUUUACACGAGAUAAUUGUUCUUACGUUUUUUUGUCGAGCCAACAGAAAUUUCAAACUAUCUUGUACUUAUAAUAUUACUAAGAGAAGAAUGUGUGUUGUGUGUGUCUGUGUAUGAAUGUGUAUGUCUGUAUGUGUGUGUACGCGUGUACGUGUUACACACGUCGCAAAGAAAAUUUUACCGAUUUUCGUUAAGUGCAAUUUGACCAGUCAAAAAGCAUAGAGAUAUAUUUUCUCGUCCGACGAUGUCAGUAUACAAAGAAAAUCUUACUCCGUAAGCAAAAUAUAGUAGACAUUUUUGAUUUAUUAACGAAUAUAUAUAUAUAUAAAGAGAGAGAGAGAGAGAGAGAGAGAGAAAAAGAUGCUUGUAAUUAUCAAAGAAUAAGAACGGUGAAUAACGAGAUGAGAUAAUAACUAUCUAAUUUCAUAUGUCUCUGCAGAAAUAGAAAUUUCGUUAGAUACGUUACAGUAGAAUUUUCCUCUUUUCCGUAACAAUAUUAUCUUCGCGUCUGUUAUUCUUUUUUUUCCUCGGAAAUAAUAAAAGAAAAAAAAAAGAAAAAGGAGAUAAAAAUAAAAAAAAAUAUUCUUGAAUAUAUCAAAAUCUGUACGUAGAUUCCGAUAGGAGCCAAUAGAAAUUAAUAAAACGAAUCGUUGAUCGAGCAUUAAUGAAAAUUAAAUUCAAAUAAUGAUAAUAUUAAUGUCAUCUCGCAAAGUGUUAACGAGAUCGUUUAGACAAUGUGUUCAAUUGGACUCAUCAAAUCUUGAAACGAUGUCAUGUUAAUCGAACGACUCACGAAGAAUCAAGAAGAAUCGAUAUACGUUACGAUAUAUAAAUACAUAAGAAUAAUCGUCGCAGAAUUUGCAGGAAAUUGAGGAAAAAUUGAAAAUGGCUUUGUAAAGUGAUAUACAUAUACAUAUAUAUAUACACAUAUAGAUAUAUGUAUAUAUAUAUAUAUAGUAAAGCACUUAAAUCGUUCGUUGAGUACGUUGGUUAAGCUAUGGUAUCAGCGUAAGCGAUUAAACGUUUUUUUCGGAGGACGUUUCGGUGUUUCACCCUACAAUCGUGAGAUCGAAUUAUUGGUGUCUGUAGAGGUAUAUAUUUUCUUACGGUACGCGAUAAUUAGCUCUACCGCUUUUGACUCGUUAAAACUCUCGGUCAGUUCAAAUCGGUUGCUUACUUCUCUCGAUAUUCGACGUAUAUAUAUAUAUAUAUUUAUUUAUUUAUUUAUACAAACAUAUAUAUGCGGCCGCAUAUAUUCAACUUGAUCUUGAAUUAAAUUAAACCGAUCUUCAACGAUAUAUAUACGUAAAAUUAUGAUUAAAAAUUGUAAGACAAUAAGCGAACCGACUUGAGCCGAUCAGAGUCUUAAGAUAAUUAUUAAAUUUCCUUAGAGUUAUACCUACAUAUAUUGUUUUAAUUUAUGUAAAUACGAAUCGUCUCUGUCCGAAUGCUCGCAUUAUCGAAGAAAUGUGAGAACGAAUCCGAUAAUAAUCUCAUUCGCCCUUGAACGUUCUCGUUCGGAAAGGCGUUUAAAAAAUAUAUCCCAUUGAUUCUUGAAUCGAUGAUUUUUAUUAAUCUAAAUGAACGAGUAUCCAGGUAAUCGAUUAAUCUUACGUUAGAAACUAAAGUAAGAGGAAAAAGAAACGUUCGACUUUUCCAAGUCUGAUCGAUCGCAGGACAUUUUUUCUAGCUAGCAUAACGACGACGAUUGAAAGAAACUCGCUGAUUCCGCGUUCUCAUGGCAACACAAUAAAGAGCGACAACAUGAACACUACACUACUCUAUAAAAGUAUUUAUUAUAAAUAAGAUAUAACAAAAAAAAGUAUAUAUAUAUAAAAUUAUAAAUAUAUAUAUUAUAUUAAAUUAACAAUGAUCGAACAAGAUGCAAUUUUUUGGUACAAUAAAAUGAAAAAAGAAAAAAGGAUGCAA